ACAAAAAGGAAAAGGAUUAGACUACAAGGAGGAAAGUAAAAGUGAAAAACAAGGAUAUCUUUUGACAGUUUCGGUAAAAAAGGUGUUGUGCAAGCGUAAAAUUCAACAGAAAUGGAAAUUGAAGCCGAAUCCCAAAAGCUGAUUCUCGAUCUGUCGAAGAAAUGCCUGAAAAAGAUUCCCAAAACGGACGACGCGCAGCAAUACAAAGUGUUGAUCCUGGAUGACAAUGAACUGCAGAAGAUUGACAAUAUCGAUUCGUAUCUUAAGAUAGAAAAGUUAUCGCUAUGUAAGAAUCAACUGCUCCGGAUGUACGGCGUUUGCCGGUUGCAUUGCCUGCGGGAGCUGAACCUUGCCUACAACGGAAUUCUGACCAUUGAGGGCCUGAAGGAUUUGGUUCAUUUGACGCAUCUCAAUCUGGAAGGGAACAAUAUUAAAACUAUUGAGCAUCUGAAUACCAACACCAGUCUGGAAUGUUUGAAUCUGUCGGAGAAUAGCAUCGGUAUCAUUUCGGAUAUCUCGUUCCUGAAGAAUUUGAAGGAACUGUACAUAAACGGAAACAGGAUCGCUCACUUGAGACAAUGCGACAAGUAUUUGCCCCAUUCGUUGGAAACGUUAACGUUGGCGAAGAACAACAUUUCCGAUUUGAACGAAAUUUGCACAUUAAGUCACUUGAACAAUCUCAACAGCAUCACGAUAGCGGAUAAUCCUUGUGUUCAGAUGACUGGGAAUUCAAUCGGAUUUGAUUACCGACCUUUUGUGCUGAAUUGGUGCAUGAGUGUAAAAAUGAUUGACGGGUUCGUUGUAACAGCUAUUGAAAGUUUGAAGGCCGAAUGGUUAUACAGCCAAGGACGUGGUCGCCAGUUUCGCGUGGGCGAACAAGUUACCUUAGCCCGGUACCUUAGUACGGUUUGUCCUCUGUCCGGUGAAGCUUUGGAGAACGAAAACGAACGCAAGUUGAGAUUGAUUCUAAGCAAAGCUCAACAGCAUCAGCGACAGUUGCAGGAACAAAGUUCCGGUGGCGGAGGAGAUGGAACCACCACGCCUGUGAAUAACUCACCUUCAUCACUCAGGCGGAAAGGACAAAGCCGAAUACAGUCACCUAGAGUUACUCGAUUGAGUGGUCGUCAGCACUCGCCGGAUACCAUGUCCAGUAGUUAUCACGGUAACACUUCUACCAAUUUGAUGACUUCCAGCACUAUCGAAAACACUAGCGGUGGUAAUCAACUGUUUGAACUCACCAAAUCUUUAAUUGACAACAUCACUUCCGACAACAUUAUGUCACAAAGUCUCGACCCGAAUAUGUUGAAUCCCACGAGCAACGUCAACUCUAUGAAUAGUUCAAUGCAUGAGAGCAUCGUUCUGUCGAAGCAACAAGUCAGUGCUAGUGGUGCCAAUCUCUACAACGAUCAACCACCUGCCGGGCAGGUCAUUAUGGGUGGCCCGCUGGCAGCCGCAUCGAAAAUGGUUCCCGUGCCGGAAUCGUUGAUGAGUCCCGAUUGCGGACCAACCACUUCACCGGCCACGAUUGUACAGCGUAAUAUGCAAAACUGUGCUAACCAGCCACAGCCGCAGACACCACAGAUUCCCAAGGCGAUCAAAACCAAAGAUAAUACCCGCGCCGCAGGUAUCCCUACGAGUACCACGAAGAGCUCGAGUCCACGUCCUACAAAGCGCAGCACUUCUACCAACAAUAGCACCAGCAACAGUGUUAGCAGUGAGCGUUCGUCUCCUUCGCUUUCACCUCGGAAGACUCUGACCAACGUUAGCAAUAGCCACUCUAGGGCACUGUCUGCUCAGUCCAAAGGCUCGGCUCAUGGCGCCCAUGCCACUCCCCCCGAUGGUGGUUCCAGCAAUGCCGUUAGCUCGGACGAAGACAGCGAGGCUAUCAAUAUCGAAAAGUUGAAAACCAUCAGAAAUAAGGCAGCCCAGCAAAGUGGGCAAGUCUUCGCCAAAGCCAAAGAAAAAGAAAGCGUGAAUGGUGCCACGACUAUCAACAACAAAACCACCGAAAACUCAGUCAUACUAAUCCAAAAAAUCUGGCGCGGUUACCGAACCCGAAAGAGAGGCCAAAAUAUCGCGGAUAUUCUGCAGAAGAAGCGAACGCAAGAUUACAUCCUUAAAUUGACCAAAGAUAUGGAAAUGACCAAAACUGCGCUGGAAAACGAGCGUAAAAUACAGCAGCUGCAGAUGCAAGCUAUCAAUGCCUUGUGGAAGAAGGUUUCCGCCAUGCAACCGUCACAGGCGGCCAACGGCACGACGGACACCAUGAAGCUAGAUGUGAUCAACAACGAAAACAGCUCGGUGCUUGUCGUUCAGGACCUGACGAAGACUUGCUCGAUGCUAAUGAAUCAGGUACAACAAUUGCAAACCUCCGUGAAGGACAUUGUAACAUGUAUGCAGUUCUUUGCCAAUGCCAACAUGUCUGCUUGCACGGUGGAAACGUCGUCCAGCAGUCUGAAGGAUAGUUGCGAAACGCAAACGGAAAUAGUGGCAGUUCACACGCCACAGGUCGAGCAAUUGCCAGCGUUUCCAUUUAAGGCGGCAAGCAGCGCCAGCAGUAAACUGACCAGGCCUUCGUCUCUGCCGAUCAGUUCUUCAGAAACGUCGCCAAAGAUAACUUCCCAGGAGGGUAAGCCGAUAAUCGAGGAAGACGAAGGCGCCUCCAAGGAGGAAGACCUUGUGGAGGAUGUAGUUAUGGAAAUCGAAGCCGACCCAGGUGAUACCGAAGAGAACGACGACGGCGAACAGAAGGAACUCGACGAAAAGGAACUUGAGGAGACAGGUAAACUGGUGAAGGUGGUUAACUAACUUUAUAGAACUUGUAGUUGUCUAGUGGAAUAGUAGCCGGCUCCUAUCCUUACUACUACUCUCUGUAUGUUUCAUUUGUGAAUGUGAUUGCUUUUACAGCUCGACUUCCAGUUCAGUUCAAAGUGUACUGAAACAAUGUUUUAUUUUAUUGCGUUAAUUAAUUUUAAGUGUAAAUGUAAAAGGAUGCUAUUGAUACUCACUUUAUAAUUUUACUGUUAUCGGAUCUCUUAGGAAUAUAAUGCGAUUGUCAUUUGGACAAUGAUCUCUUAAAUUUCGAAGGCAUUUUUUAUGAAAUAGAUAUUAUUCAAUUAUUUAUAGACAUUCCCGGGUCAAGUUAAGCAAGAUUUCAUGCAAACAAUAGAAAAGGCACUAGGGUGUCAGUACCAAUAGUGAAAUACUAUAGCCGAAGAGUCACCAGUGUUGCUGCGCAAAAUCGAACCAAAAAAAUAUUGGUAUGCCCCAAGUUAACAUAAUUUUGUACUCUGAUAUAAAGAAAUUAAUUUGUCUGCGAAGGUUUUACCGAAAUCCUUAAGAUUUUGAUGAAAUUGCGAAAUUUCAUCUAAACUUUCUACGGGUUUAUCAGACUCUUGCGUAUUAAUUUUUGAACAACGAUAGCAGAUAAACGUUCACAUCAUUCCAUUAGGUCUAAAAUAAUUUGGUACAGUCAACUGUAUGUAACUUGUUAUGGCAUAUGUUUCGAUAUUGAGUAAUAGAACACUAGUAGGUAAAAGUUAAUUAGCAUGACUACCUCCUUGUCUCUUAAAAGGUUCCACUUAUUUUUACAUUGAUGAAAUCUUUCAUCCGACAUAUGGUCAGCGUUCAGAGAAACGAUUUGGUGGCUUUGUAAAGAUUAGGCAAGUACUCCAUCGAUUCCGAUCCUUUCGAUGCUAUUUUGAUACAGUUUCAAUAUUACAGUUACUAAUGAAAUGUCUCUUCGAAUGCUAGAAAACGCUUGAAACUUGUUUCCUAAAAUCAUUUGAAAAAAAAAAACACUAUGUCCAGUUUGACUUAACACCGACCAUAUGGCCAAAUGACUAUUGUGUAGCUGUUUCACGAAAUUCGAAUUGAAAAGCAGAGGGUUUUCACCUAAAUGAAACACAAGCUGAUUGGUACCUACACGCUUGGUCUGAUUCUUGCUUCACUAAUGAGUCGGAAUAAUACAGAAUGUUAGUGUUCUCAUAAAAUACAAGGCGUAUAAAAGGUCCCUGAAAUACUCUGAGAUAUGUAGCAUUCUGUACAACUUUUUUUAAAGUAUUUCGUUUGAAAAAGAGUGUAGUACAUUCCUAGUAGAUAUGUUGAUAAUUUACACAUAACAGUGUAACGUUUAGCGUGAUACACGCUAUGCUAGCUACAACAAAAAAAUAUGUUUUACACAAAUUAGAUCUCAAGCUUGGGAAUUCCAUAUAAAAGUGCUCUCUUCUUCUCUGGUCGUAGUAAAUUCAAUGCUAGAAUAUGAUAAUAGUAGUAAAAUUGAAUGAAAUAAA
Molecule: messenger RNA, 4292 nt
Organism: Aedes aegypti (yellow fever mosquito)
Lineage: Eukaryota; Metazoa; Arthropoda; Insecta; Diptera; Culicidae
Gene: Cep97
Exons: 9
Coding region: 112-2808 (898 amino acids)
Biological process (GO): mRNA splicing, via spliceosome
Molecular function (GO): U2 snRNA binding; protein binding
Source: RefSeq, a predicted model, not a curated record